ACGGCGCUUUCAGUUCUGUCUUCUUUUACCGUAUCACUGGUUCCAAAACGCUUUCCUUUUAGCUUUGACACGUCCACCACGCAUCAGACAGCUUCCAAUAUGGCUUCUACUCUUCACUCUCUGCAGUUUAGCAUCUUUAUUCCGCACGAUCACGUCUAAAUUAUCACACUUUAUAUCACAUUGUUCUAGAGGCUAUCUCUGCAGGCCUCCGUGUUUACCGACUCACCAUCAGCGCUGCAGCCGCGUCUAGGUGCAUGCAGAUCGGGCACUGGACAAGCAUGGACCCGAUCUCUGGCUAGUCACGUUUAUCGUCUUUUUAAAGUCUUUUAGAGGAGUUUUGUGCUUAGCUUGGAUGCUAUUGCUAACGGCGGAGGGCUGUCAACAUGAACGGCACUCAGCAGACUGAUACAAAGAGACAGCACCUCCUGGAGAGGCUGCUGGAUGCUGUCAAACAGUGCCAAAUCCGGUUUGGGGGAAGAAAAGAGAUUGCCACAGACUCUGAUAGCAGGGUGAUUUGUCUAUGCGCCCAGUUUGAAGCAGUUUUACAGCAUGGUCUGAGGAAAAGCAGAGGACUGGCCCUCACAGCAGCAGCACUCAAACAGGCGGCAGGAUUCAGCAGCAAGACUGAAGGAGAUUUGACCUUCUGGUUCUACGUGAAGGAGCACUUGAAUCGCCACGAGCUGCAGCGGUUUUAUUCUCUGCGUCACAUCUCAUCGGAGCUGGGCAGGGGGCGGGCCUGGCUGCGCUGUGCCCUCAACGAACACUCGCUGGAACGCUACCUGCACUCCUUAGUGGCCGACCGCACACGUCUCAGCACAUAUUAUGAAGAUUGGGCUUUUAUUCUGGAUGAAGAGAGAGCCAGUAUGCUCCCCACUAUGGCUGCAGGCUUGAACUCCAUUCUGUUUGCCAUCAACAUUGACAACACAGACCUGAACGGAGGAGUGACUCGUGGUGGGGGCUCGUCUGUGUCUAACCUGCUCAAAGAGUCCACACAGGGCAUCGGGAGCCUGCUCAAGGAGUCCACUCAGGGGGUCAGCAGUCUGCUAAGGGAGAUCAGCACUGCCACUGCUGUAGUACCCGGAUUCACCCCUAGAGGCGACGGAGGCUCCGACCCACUGCCAGUCCUGCCACGGAGCACCUCUGCUGACUCUGGUCUUCGAAAAGAGCGACGCAAGAAGAAAAAAAUCACUAACAUCAUUUCCUUCGACGACGACCUGGAUGGAGGCGCGGAGGAUGAAGAGGAGGCAGAGGAGGACCACCAGAACAAUAAGAGUCUGAGAAAAAGCCACACCGCCCCUGCCCAGCCCCAAAGCAGUGUGGAGGAGGGGGUAGACCCAUUGGAGAACAGCUACUCGGCCUCUCCUGCCCAGAACGGAGUGAUGGAGGCAGGGAUAGUGAGCUGGGUGGGCUCCCCUCACCCAUCCAGGACCCCACCCUUGAGCACCCCUGUCCUGCCCGACAGCAAGAGCCUGGACAACGAAGAAGAGGAGGAGGAAGAGGAGGUGUACAAGCCCAGAGCGCAGGAGCAAGAGGAGGAGAGGACCAGCUCGGAACAACUGGUGGUGGGCAGUCUGACCAGUGUGUCCACAUGGAGCCCCCUGCAGGUGAUGGUAGAGCACAGCAGCUCGGAUAUCCUCAUCCCUGUCAAUGCUGCAGACCCCCAGCCAGUAAGCUCUGUGGAAGACACAGCAGCAUUUCCUGCUCAGAUCGACAGCACUGGGCCCACAGACAACUGUGAGAGCAGCAGUGUGCAGCUAACAUUCAAUAUGGAGUCGAGUUCCCCUGCCCAGCCUGCUCCUAUCUCUACAGCUCUGCCGACGUCUGCCCUGCCAGAGUCCAUGUCUGUGGUGGAGCUCCGCCAAGCCAUCGUAGCCAUGAUGAACCGCAAAGACGAGCUGGACGAGCAGAAUGCGUCUCUCCGUAGUUUACUGGACGGAGAGAUGGAGCACUCAGCCACCCUCAGACAGGAGAGCGAGCAGCUGAAGAAGAAACUGACUGAACUGGAGGAGCGACAUGAGGUCAAAGUUCAGGCUCUGGCCAGGGAAAACGAGGUGCUCAAAGUCCAGCUCAAGAAGUACGUGGGAGCUGUACAGAUGCUGAAGAGAGAAGGAAGCAGUGAUGCGCUGUCAGUGUUGCGGUCCAGUGAAGAUGUGGCACCCGCUCCGCAGAACAAGUUCAUAGGGGACAUCGAGGAGCUGGCGGCGAGCUACGAACGCAAACUUAUUGAGGUUGCUGAGAUGCACGGCGAGCUCAUAGAGUUUAAUGAACGCCUGUACCGCUCCCUCAUGGCCAAGGACCAUCUUAUUGUCCAGAUGAGACAGGAACUCAUUGACCUACGUGGACCGCUUCCAGGAGAUCUGAGCCAGACGUCGGAUGACCCCAGCCUGUCUGAUUUUGAAACUGCCCACCGUGCCCUCAUCAACGUGUGGAUACCGUCAGUGUUCCUUCAGGGUCGUGCUGCUAACGCCUACCACGUCUAUCAGGUUUACAUCCGUAUCCAUGACAACGAGUGGAACGUGUACAGGCGCUACACAGAGUUCCGAGAGCUGCACAACCUCCUGCGAGCACAGUUCCCCCAAGUGGACACCUUUAACUUCCCACCCAAGAAAGCCCUGGGGAACAAGGAUGCAAAGUUCGUGGAGGAGCGGAGGAAGCAGCUGCAGUGUUACCUGAGGAUGGUGAUGAACAAAGUGGUGCAGACUCUGCCGGAGUUCAGCACACGCCCCACCAAAGAAACCCUGCUCACCCUGCUGCCCUUCUGCCAAGACACCCCCCAGACCAAUGACAACGCCGCCAAGACUCCACGCUCAAGAACGUCCUCCCGCUUCCCCCGACUCGGACGCAACCGCAACCAGGACGCCCGCCCCGAACCCCAGAGCGGAGACCUAUAACAGAGGACCGCCCACUCCAGUUCGCUCCUCCCAUCAGCUCCCACAGGCCAAAGACUGUUACAGAGGCCGUUUCGGACCUUGGACUUAUCCUUGAGUCGAAAACUCAAACGAUUCGUGGACAGAUUUUAAACUUGCGUGCUGCCUUGACGGACAAAGGAUCGAUGUUAAAAGCUGAAUAUUGAUGGAGCUACGAAACAGCGCCGAUUACCUCAAAUACACAGACUGGAUAUAUACAUAAUGAAAUACCAGGACCAUUUUCGUACUAGUUUUGUAGUUGUGUACAUUGGUCACAGUGCCUCCAGUGUUUUGUAGCUGCUUUCUUCUCUCAGACGAAGGAUGAGAAGAGGAGACGCACGCCUAUAGUUUAAUGCAGUGAAUGUUGUACGCUUUAUAGUGCCAAUUAUUUGAAUAUUUGUGACGGACUUCUGGUGUGGACCACUGGACGAUGGGCAUUCCGUGCUUAGAAUAUAUACGUACAUGGCUAUAUACGGCUACAGCAGUUGUGAGUACUGUCACUGAGAAAAAGAACAGAUUUUAAACAGGGAAUGCAGUAUUAUCUGAUUUAAGUGCUGACUUCAGUCUUAGGAUCAAAUGUACACUUUUCUUUAUAAACAGUGUUUUUAUAAACUGGA
Molecule: messenger RNA, 3523 nt
Organism: Boleophthalmus pectinirostris (great blue-spotted mudskipper)
Lineage: Eukaryota; Metazoa; Chordata; Actinopteri; Gobiiformes; Gobiidae
Gene: snx29
Product: sorting nexin 29
Exons: 21
Coding region: 384-2891 (835 amino acids)
Molecular function (GO): phosphatidylinositol binding
Source: RefSeq, a predicted model, not a curated record